AUUCUCUUUUUUUUCUUGUAUAUAACCGAGCAUAUUUGCUUCCUAUGUUGCAUUGACGAGUUGAGACACACAUUGGCUACACAGAAUUGGCCACAGUGCCUAUCAUUGAUUCACCAAAGAAUCUGAUUUUCUCAAAGAGCAAACCAAUGUUUUGUUUUUCGUUUCAGUUUCCGCCACCUCAAUUACUUGUACAAUAAAACCACACACCUAGAAAGAAAGAAAGAAAAAGACAGAGAGAGAGAGAUUCAUAGAAUGGGAAUGGCAGCAUAACAAGAAGCUUAGCAAACCGUUGGUGGCGCUUGGGAUAGCAAUUGGCGGCGACUGGUUCCAUCAAUCAACAUUGGGAAUCUGAGACCCAAUUUCAAAUUCAAACCAAUCUCUCAAUCAAACUUCACUUAUUUAAUCCUUCCAACUCAUGCACUUUCAACAUGUUCACACAGCUUCAGGGUCUUAGAAAGUUCUGAUCUUUCACCUUAUUCCCCUUCAGUUGCAGUUUCAGGAUUGGCACAUAAUAAAUCAGUAUGCGGGACAGUGAGAAGAAGUUAAACAACAAAGGAUCUAAAAAAUCCAGUCCUUUGAAGGUGCGUAAGAAGGGCCAAGGGAAGAAGGAAAAAGUGAAAGUGGGAUCAAAAUCUCACACAAAAAAUGCUGGCACUGAUAUAUCAAGGAAGAGGGUCAUCUCUUCUCUCAAGGUCAAAGGGCCACGUAAGGAUUCUUCAGAUAAGAAAUUGAUUACUGGAAAAAAAUUGCCUAUGAAGAACAAAAAAUCUUCACAGAAGUCAUCCUCAAAGUUACAAGGCAAAAAAGCUUCUCUUAGCUCUAGAAAAGAGGGGGGAGAUGCUGAUGGGGCGGUAAAGCUUCAAAAAAUGAAGAGGAAGAGAAAGAAGAAAAGGCCAAGGAAUAAUGUGGAUCUUGAUGAUCCUUCACGCCUACAGAGGAGAACAAGGUAUCUUUUAAUCAAAAUGAAGCUAGAGCAGAACCUUAUUGAUGCUUACUCUGGAGAAGGUUGGAAAGGUCAGAGUCGAGAAAAGAUUAGGCCAGAAAAGGAGCUACAAAGAGCAAGGAAGCAGAUUUUAAAAUGUAGACUUGGUAUUCGUGAUGCCAUUCGCCAGUUGGAUUCUCUUGGUUCACUGAGUAGCAUUGAAGAUUCUGCCAUUGCUCUAGAUGGAUCUGUUUGCCAUGAACAUAUAUUGUGUGUAAAGUGCAAGGUGCAUGAAGAACUUCCAGAUAAUGAUAUUAUACUAUGCAAUGGUAAAUGCGAGCGUGCUUUUCACCAAAAAUGUCUAGACCCUCCUUUGGACACCGAAAAUAUUUCUCCUGGAGAGCAGGGUUGGUUUUGUAAAUUUUGUGAAUGUAAGAUGGAAAUACUGGAGGCAACUAAUGCUCAUCUUGGAACUCACUUCUCGUUGCACAGUACUUGGCAGGAUGUAUUCAAAGAAGAGGCAGCUAUACCUGAUGGUGAGAUUGCAUUACUAAAUCCUGAACAAGAAUGGCCAUCAGAUGAUUCCGAAGAUGAUGAUUAUGACCCAGAGAGGAAAGAAGACAGCCACAAUAUCAACAUAGAAGGAACUAAUGAUAGUGCAUCUGAGGAUUUAAGCAGUUCUACCAGUCUGUGUUCUUCUGAUGGUGAAUGUUCUCCAAUAGAUGGUGUCAGUCAUGAAUAUUUUUCUGUCAAUAGCAGCAUAGAUUCUGAUGAGUCUGAGGACAAAGCCUGUGGGCGUAGGCAGAGAAAAGCUGUUGACUACAAGAAACUUUAUGAUGAAAUGUUUGGGAAAGAUGCGCCUGCCUAUGAACUAUUGAGUGAAGAUGAAGACUGGGGUCCUGGCAAAAGAAAGCGAAGAGAAAAGGAGUCUGAUGCUGUUGAUUCUCUUAUGACUUUGCAUGAAAGUGAGAAUAGGCAUCCCAAUAAUGAGCACAACAUGACAAGUAAAGAUUCUUCAAGCAUAAAGAUCAAAAGGCAUUGUUUUAGGAUUCCACGUGAUGCAGUUGAGAGGCUUCGCCAAGUUUUUGCUGAGAACGAACUUCCUCCAAGAUCUAUAAGAGAGGGUCUUUCAAAAGAGCUGGGCCUUGACACCGAGAAGGUCAGCAAAUGGUUCAAAAAUGCACGUUACUUAGCACUUAAAAACAGAAAGCAUCAAGCAGAAGGAGUAGCAGAUCAGCUUCAGAGUAUCACUUCUACAAAGAACAGAUUACAAAAACAGGAGAAUGUCGAUCCUUUGAAAUCAAAGACCUCAAAAAUUACUAGGACACAUUCCCAGAAGGAUGUUAAAAAUGUCAAUGGAAGAAAGAAAAUGAAGUCAUCUAACAAGAAAAGACAACCAGAAAUUCCUCCACCUCCAGGAGAAAAUGGCAUGAAGGACUUUAUGGAGAUCAGUGAUGAUGUGAGCUUGAAGAAACUGUUGAAGAAAAGAAAAAAGAGGUUGAUAAAUUUUACGUUUGGAGGAGACUCUCAGUUGGCAGAGUUGGAAUUUGAAAGACUAAGCGAAUUGAAGACUAAAGUAGAUAGUAUGAAGCAAAAAUUAACUGCAAUUCAAAAUUACAGAGUUAAGGGUUCACCCUAUUCGAAUGAACCAUCCAUUGUAUAUGUACCCACAGCUGUGUUAAGGGAAAAGGUUGAAUGAUAACUUUAAUUGAAAAAUGCAGUGGGGGAAUACAUGAUUUGUAGUUAGUUCCUGUCUCACCUUUGUAGUAUUCAAAGAAAGGAACUGUUUUGAAGUUAAUGAUAUUAAUACUUGUCUCACAUCACUUGGUAUUAAAUAUUAAUGAUAUUGGCUUGCUCAAAGCCUCCUUCAGUAUGAA
Molecule: messenger RNA, 2799 nt
Organism: Glycine soja
Lineage: Eukaryota; Viridiplantae; Streptophyta; Magnoliopsida; Fabales; Fabaceae
Product: pathogenesis-related homeodomain protein-like
Exons: 11
Coding region: 522-2621 (699 amino acids)
Biological process (GO): chromatin organization; regulation of DNA-templated transcription
Cellular component (GO): nucleus
Molecular function (GO): DNA binding; chromatin binding
Source: RefSeq, a predicted model, not a curated record